This is a messenger RNA of Cuscuta europaea, 2080 nucleotides long. NCBI's taxonomy places the organism in Eukaryota, Viridiplantae, Streptophyta, Magnoliopsida, Solanales, Convolvulaceae. The record is from the annotation of a GenBank genome assembly.
CGUGGAGCUUAUGAGCUAUACAGGCUCAAAAUCCGAGGUCAACUCCCCAGAGGACAUAAAUAAUCCAAGGGAAGAAAACAAUUUCGUACAACCCUACUGCUGCAGCACGGUUUUCAUCACUGCGAUUUCGUUCACCGUUGGAUCAGGCUGAAAUCUUGACAGUAUGUUCGUGACUUUUGGUACUUCAAUCUGAAUGGUUGGAUCGGUGAGACGAUGUCUGGAGUGGGAGAAAUCGAUCUCUCACAGUAACAGCGAAAAUUUGUGACAGAUCCAAAGCUAUGUAUUCCAAAAAUCAAUUUUAUAUUAUCAAACUCGUAAUAAAAAAUAUACUCCCCCCGGUUCUGAAAGAUCUUACACUUUCCAUUUUUAGCAGUACAAGAAAGAUCUUUACACUUCCUUAUUUGCCUUAUUUGGCAAAUAAAUCUACACAAAACAGUGCCAAACAGUGCCAAACAGUGUUUAUUUCCUUAAAAACUGUGAAGUCAAAGUGUCAAGAUCUUUUGGAACCGGAGGGAGUAAUUGAUUUAGUAUCACUCUGAUCUCAGGGGCUAGUCAUCUUGAAUAUCAACGUCAAACUACACUUCCCGAGCGACGAGUUGAGCUAUGUCAUUAUUAAUACCUCCGUCCCACUAAGAUUGGGACAAGAGAAGGUGGCACGAUUAUUAAGAAAAGUGGGUUUGUGUGGUUGAUAUUAAAUUGAUAAAGUAAGAAUAAAGUAAAAAUGAUUUAGAGCCACACAAUCUUUACCAAAUUUGGUAUGAGACCAUCUUAGCGGGACUUCCCGAAAAGGUAAAAUGGGACAAUCUUAGCGGGACGGAGGGAGUAUUUUUUAUUAUAUUGAGCAGUGUGCAUUUUUUUGACGUUGAAGAACGGACUUAUGAACACUCAAAUACACCCGACCGAGUACUAACACUCGCACUACUGGGUCACAUUAUACGGGUGUGAUUUAUAAGCUCGCGAUCUAAAUGUCACAUAAUGUAUACUUUCAUUCUUGUGUUUUGUAUGAAUCAUGUGUGCUUCUCUAUUUAGACACCAUAUUUCGACCUUGUGGGGCUAGUCAUCCCGAAUAUCAAAUUCAAACUACGAACCCCCAAGUGGCGAGUUGAGUCCUAGAUAUGGGCCACGCUCUACUAAGCACGGGAAUCUAUAUUGAAAAUUUGAGGUCAUUUACUUAGGCUCAAAUCCAAUAGCAAACUCCAGAAAUUAUCAUAAUUUUAUUUAAAUGCAUAGGUACAUCUGGAUAUAGACUAUCAUAUUGAUCUCUCAAGCUUGUCUCGGUUAUCUACCAAAUGAAGAUAAUGCCACAGGUAGAACAGACCGGAUGCAACAGGCGGUCAUUGCAGCUAAAUACAUCGGUCAAAGGGCUCACCCUUUUGCUUCAUUUUGGGGGCAUCCGGUGUACUCUUUUUCCCUCACUAGGAUUUUUUCCCGCUGGGUUUUUCUUAGUGAGGUUUUUAACGAGCCACCUCCCCAUUGUGGACAAAAGGUUAUGACCCUCAGCCCCUGGAGGAGUCAUUACGAGGCGUUCACUACUCUACUCCUUUCCAUCUCACCACGUCCGCCUCAAAGAAUGAAGAAUUUCAAGAAUAAGAAAGAAAUAAAAUUACUCUCUUUCGUUGAGCCUGGUCAGCUCAAGAGAGUAGGGGGCUCGUGAUGGUACCAUGGAUAAUUACCAUGGCCCAAGAUUGGAUUAAAGCAAAACCCAUCAACGGGAUCAGCCAAUCAACGGGAUCUGCCCUUCACGAGAUUAAUAUUGAUUAGCCAUUGGGCCUAACUAGGGAUCCAACCCACGAAAGGAACCCACAACUAGGCCAGGUUGGACAGCAGACCUCGAGCCUGAGCGGAGUUGUAGUGAGACCGGGAUAUUCCUAAGGCUUACGUGGCAGACUAUCAUUCCAACAUAGCUAUCUAGCAAUGGCUAAGACGACGUUACAAGAGUCCUAUUCAAAUUAAUAUGCAAUUAAUAGCAUUUAUUGUAUCAAUUUCAUACUAGAAUACUAGUUCUCAUAGCCUAUAAAUACUCUUGUACAUCUCUUGUAAAGGGAGCCUUUCCAGAUGAAUAAUAUUGUUACUACUUUCU